AUGGGAGCACAGGCCAAGGACUGGGAGGGGCGUGAAUCCGAGUACACUUAUUUUUUCACCCCCGAAGACAUCGCUGAGCUGGCGGCAGCUGUUGGCGCGCUCAAAGGCCGCGGCAUCAGCACCGAAGAUGACAUCAUCCCGCUGACUAAGGAUGACUACGCGCUGCCAAACCUGGCGCCCAAGCUUGUCGGCCUGGCCAAGGAGGUCACACUGGGCCGCGGCUUCCAGCUGCUCAAGGGCUUCCCAGUGGAUCAGUACAAGGGUGACAGGGUGGGCUUGGUGCUGGCAUACUGGGGCGUUGCCUUGCACCUGGGCCGCCCGCUGGUGUCACAAACGGACCAUGACUAUGAGGGGUCCGCAAACGGGGGGACUUACGGAUCCGUCCUCAACCACAUCACCGUCGGCCGCCAUGCGCGCCCUGCGGGCACCAAGGCGCAUGCAGUGGACACCAUCCGACUUGUGUUCCACUCCGACCAGGGAGCUACUGAUCUCAUCAGCCUCCUCUCCCUCACCAACGCCAAGGAGGGCGGUGUCAGCAAGUGGGUCUCAUCGAUCGCGAUCCACAACGAGCUGCUGCGCCGCGGCCGCAAGGAUCUGGUGGAGGUGCUGUCCAAGCCCUGGUACGUGGGACGCAAGCUUGACCAGGCGCGCUUCGAGAGGGACGAGGCGGGAAACCUGAUCAAGGAGGCCACAAUCCCAUUCGAAUACCACGACGGCUAUCUGUCGGUGUACUACCAGUCCAACAACUACCAGGAGGUCGAGAAGGAGCUCAGCCCCCUGCAGGAGGAGGCCCUCUGGGCCGUGGCGGCUCUGGCGGAGGACCCGGAGUUCCAUUUUGCGCAAGUUUUGGAGCCGGGCACCAUUGAAUGGAUCCACAACCCCUCCAUCAUGCACUCGCGCUCCGAGGUCGUCGACGGAGAGGCGAGUGAUGAGAAGCGGCACCUGCUGCGUUUCUGGGUGGACACUGAUGCCAACACCCGCCCAAUCGCGCCCACAUUCGCCCCACGUUCCAGCGUGCAGGCCCAGGGUGGAUUCAAGGUGCCUGAAGGGUCGAAGCUGCGGCUGCCACUGCACCCGCCCAGCCGCCCAGAUGCCUGA
Messenger RNA from Coccomyxa subellipsoidea C-169, 1098 nucleotides. RefSeq names its product Clavaminate synthase-like protein. Bases 1 to 1098 code for a protein of 365 amino acids. The transcript is spliced from 9 exons. NCBI's taxonomy places the organism in Eukaryota, Viridiplantae, Chlorophyta, Trebouxiophyceae, Coccomyxaceae. The record is from RefSeq and is a predicted model, not a curated record. Gene Ontology annotation, molecular function: oxidoreductase activity.